AUGUACGAUUGUAAUUCGUAUUCUCUUGUUACAAAUCUGCCCGAGAAAAUUGCUGAACCGAUUUAUAUCUCACAACCGCAGAGUGGUGCUUCUUCUGGAUGGACUAACAAUAUAGAAGCUGUGGCAGGAAUGAAUGUUGAUAUAAAUAAUCAACAACAGCAACAAUCGAUAGUGAUGCUAAUGGAGCAAAUGAAUCAGCAGAAAGAUUUCGAGCAGUCACCAUCCAGUUCUCCGACUGACGUCACAGAAUCCAUGAAGGGAAACGCAAAGAAAGGGAAACGCAAUAGAACAGCUUACACCAGCGAACAACUGAUGACACUGGAAAGAGCAUUCAGCGGCAGUCGCUAUCUUUCUCGAUCACGACGAAUUGAAAUAGCAAAGAGCCUUCAUUUGAAUGAACGCCAAGUGAAAGUAUGGUUUCAAAAUCGGCGGAUGAAGCACAAGAAGGAAGAACAGGAGGAAUGCAAAUAUUUUGGAAAGGUCAAAAAUCUCAAGAGUAUGUCACCUCAAGGCACUGAGAUUGUGUAUCAAACAGUAACAAAUGUUCCUCCGACGUAUGUACAGAAUCUUCCUCCUCCGCCUCCAUAUCCUUUUCCUCCUCAAUGUUCUAACAACGUAUUGUCGAACAACAUCCCGGCAAUGUCUAAUUACAAAGAACAUUGUUACGACAAUAUUCAGAACACGGUAAAAGAUUGUUAUACCAAUACACAAUUAUCUUGUAAUAAUUCUCUUCAAGAUAAUUUUCUGCAAACUAAUCAAAUCUAUCAGGAGCAACCGAAAAAUCAACAGCAAUUGAUCUACUCGAAUCAAAAUCAGACGGACCAUUCGUAUCAGCAGCAAGCGAACUACAACAACCAGCAACAAAAAAACUGUUUAUAUCAGUUGGGAGAAAACUCUUCUGAGUGUGCUUCUUAUGUCUCUGAUUUAUCGGAAUACAAAACUGGUCAAAAUCAGUACAACAACGUUACCAACAACAAUGCCGAAACUAUUAAAGAUAUAACUUCUUACGACCUAACGCAAAAUAAUUCUUAUGACAAUCUGAUAGCAAGCCUGUUGAGUGAUCCGACAUUUCAAGAUCACGAAGAUCUGACUGAAAUUUUAGAAUUGUAA
Messenger RNA from Pseudomyrmex gracilis, 1110 nucleotides. RefSeq names its product retinal homeobox protein Rax-like. The coding region runs from base 1 to 1110 and encodes 369 amino acids. Gene Ontology annotation, biological process: regulation of DNA-templated transcription. The record is from RefSeq and is a predicted model, not a curated record. Gene Ontology annotation, molecular function: DNA-binding transcription factor activity, RNA polymerase II-specific; DNA binding. The transcript has 2 exons. NCBI's taxonomy places the organism in Eukaryota, Metazoa, Arthropoda, Insecta, Hymenoptera, Formicidae.